UCCACCUCAGCUGCUGUAACUUCCCUCCCAGCUACCAUAACCUCCACCUCAGCUACCAUAACCUCCGCCUCAGCUGGUGUAACUUCCAUACCAGCUACCAUAACCUCCGCCUCAGCUACCAUAACCUCCGCCUCAGCUGGUGUAACUUCCAUACCAGCUACCAUAACCUCUGCUCCAGCUACCAUAACCUCUUCGUCGGCUAAUGUAACCUCCGCUCCAGCUACCAUAACCUCCAGCUUGACUACCAUAACCUCCGCCUCAGUUACUGUAACCUCUGCUCCAGCAACCGUAACCUCUGCCCGAACUUCCACCCAGAAGGUUUCAACUACAGUUGCAACCCCGGUAACAGCUUCCCCAAAACCAACCUCAGCAUCCUCCUCCGCUACAGCAACAACCGUGACAGCAACAGUAAAAACAUUCCAAGCUCGCCCAUCAAACUCAACAAGUCCAAGCACAGCUCCCACUGCAACUCCAACCAUGUCUUCUUCUACAACUCCAUCAGUAACAACAGUCUCAUCUGCUGCAAAUACAGCUCCAUCUUCUCCAGAGCAAGCAAGGACUAAUGCGACAGCUACCAAAGUCCCUACCAAACCAGUCUCAACUUCACAGCCACCAACAACAACAGGUCCAGUGUCUAAACAGGCAACAGCUGUCCCAGUGGUUGGCACAUUCUCUGCAAAACCUCCUGCUAUACCAACCCCAACCUGCACUCCUUCCCCAACCACAGUGUCUGCCAGUGUAACUACCACAGCCAAGUCUAAGACAGUUACAGUAACUUCAUCACCCCCAACAGAGGGAGUCCAAGUAAAAACCCCUGUAGCAGUAGUCCCCUCCAAAGAACACUCAACGCCAUCCAUCCCUGCAACAACUGCAGAAAAGACUGUCAAGAUCCUACCUCCUGUUACAACUUCCACAGGUGCUACACCAGCUCCAGUACCAACAGUCACCACAGCUACAUCAUCCUCAGAAAAGUCUAGUACAGCUGCUACCACAAACAUUGUCAUGACUACCCAAGCAUCCACUACCACAGCCACCCCUGUGUCUGUAGCAGCAGUAGCCACUACCACAGCUGCCACGACCAAAACAGCUCCCCUUGUGUCCACCACGCAAACAUCUGCAGUAACUUCCCUGCAAGUACAAAGCUUGGAUGUGUCCACACCAACCAAGACAGAGGCCCCACCCCAGGUAGCUACAUCUGCUUCCUCCAGUGUUUCAUCUGAUAAACAAUCUUCAGAGCCGACGCAGAAAGUGUCCAAGAGUGACCCAGACAGGGAGACAGAAAUGGAGGUAGACACAGUGGAGGCUGGCGCAAGGACUAGCAAGGAGGAGGAUGACAAAAAGGAGGACAUCUGCAAGUCUCAGGCUAAAAGGAGAAAAGUGGAGAGUUCCUCUGAGACCAAAGAGUCGGACAGGGAGGGAGCAGGCGGAGAAGCACAGCCUGCAGCUGCCCCUCAGAAAGAAGAACCUAAGCAACAGGCGGUGGAGCAAACUCCAAUCCCGAAAAGGCCUCUCAGUCGCCAGAGUAGCCAGGAGUCCACUCGCUCCUCCUCAUCAUCAUCUGGGUGCUCUACAUCAACACUCACCCGUCACGCUCACCACAAGAGGACUUACGAGAACAGACAUCCUGCCAAGAAGAGGCGGAUGGAUGUCACAUCAGAAACAGGGAAGGAGGAGAAAAAAGAAGAGGGUGGAGUGAAGGAAGAGGAAAGCAGCAAAAAGGAGCUCACCACCGCUCGGAGAAGACGUUCCAGGUCUUCCUCUUCCUCCUCAGACUCUGACAACAGUGAGAGCAGGAAGGAGCACCGGUUGACUCGCUCGGGGAAGCACAGGCUACAAGAUCAGGAGAGGGAAAAGGGCAACAGCCGGCAGGGAAAGAAACCUGCGCCCAGCUCUGACAGAAAUGCGUCAAACAACGCCAACACAUCCACAGGUGGAGAGUCUGGCAGUGAUACAUCUUCUGUUAGGGUCACCAGGAAGUCUGCAGGAUCUCAGCCUUCACAGGACAGUAAAGCUCAGACAAACAGCGCCCCCUCGUUGCCUCCUGAGCCCGAAGUUCUGGGGAAGAGGUGCUCGGCACUCAAUGCGGCAGCCAAGCUCCUAGCAAUGAAAGGCAGGGUGGAUACCCCUGGCCACACCACUCGGAAAGACUCGGGAGCGAAGGCCACAGGGACUUCUCCUGCCUCCUCUUCUGACAAGAACCAAAAGCCUAAAAGCAAAAGUGUACCAGCCUCCCCUCAGACUAACUCUGUAAAUCUUACUAACAAUAAAAGCAGUGGCAGCAAACCCUCAACGCCCAAUCAGACAAGCCGCCCUGCGCCCCGCUCCACCAGACAGUGCCCCGGUUCUCUGGUUCCACCCCUGGAAGUGGAGUACAGGAGGUCUAAAGCAGAGGAAAAGGAAAGGGGGAGUAGGAAGUCAUCAGGGGGAAAGGACGGUGAGACAGAGGGGCAGUCUUCGUCCCGGGGCCACAGUGCCUGCAGCAGCAUGAGCAGUGACGGCGAGGGAGGGCGCAGCAGCAGAAGCCGCAGCAGCAGCAACAGCAGCCAACGUACCCACAGCAUCAGCUCUCAGAACACCGAGCACAGAGAGUCCCGCGCCGCUUCCUCCGGCAGCGAGCGCGAGAGGGAUCGCAGCUCGGAGAGCAGAGACAAAAGAGACCAGCAGGGCCAGCGCAGGGAGAGUCGGAAGGACAGGAGGUCUCAAAAGCUCUCGCAGGAGGUGACCAGCAGUUCAGGAACAGAGGGGACGCCGGACAGGGUGCUGCGUAGCGUCGCAGCGCUCGCGGCAGUGCAGGCCCGGUCACCGGCCGCGAGCACCCGCUCCUCUUCUGGUCAACAUCGUCACAACAAGACAUGAUCAGAGUGCCAAAGGGAAAAAAUGGAAGCGAGAGUGCCGUUGUAGAGCACGAUACGAGAGCAUGUCAUGACCUCCAAGGUUGCUGCUUUGUGUGCACUCUUAAUGAAUGCAAGGGAACUGAGUGCUGCACAAGCCAGGGACCUCCCUGCCUCUUGGGCCCUCUCCCUUUCCAAUUGGAGCUGGUCCUCUCACCAGCUCAGCCAUUGUCAGCUGGGGGAAGGCUCAGGGAUGCCGGACUGAGAGUUAAAAAAAAGUGGCACCAUCGUUGUGCGUCCGUGAACGGACAGAGAUGGUACAGUGGGUAAAGUCACCACUGGGACUUGAGAGGGGCAAAGGUGCAAGAGGUUAUAAAGGAAAGUUGUUAGUUCACCUUAUGUACUGUAAUCAUUUAAGACUGGAACACUCAGAUCUUAUGUGUUAAGAUGGGAUUAUACAGCACCCUCUGUCAGGGUUGUAAACGAAAAGUCAUUUGUGUGACGUUAAAAACCUGCGAGUGACCAGUUGUAUUGUAAGUUGGAGGUUUUAGAGAGUUUGGUUUUGAAAAUUUCGUCAGCUGUCCUGACUAUUGUUUCUUUGUAGUCAGUUGAUAAGUUAUGCAUAUUUUAUUAUUUCUUCCAGGGUUUUGGGAAGAGACCAGAUCUGUCAAUGUGAUCUUUGCUGCACUAUGCUGGAGCUUGUCUUUGCUUGGGCCCCUUUGUUUGUCACGUCAGUUUCUGUUCAUUGGAUUCAUUUUUAAAUCCAGCCUUGCAUUUCUCAUUUGCACAUCUGAUAUUGUGGCCCUCGGCUUUUGAGUACAUUGUGGUGUAGUAAUACGUUUUUACAUCAACUGGUUCCUCACGAUGCAUCUCUACAGUCUGAAAAACUGCAUUAAUUCAAGUUGCGAAUUGUCUUGAACAUGUGCUCGUCACCACGACCCGGAGCAGCAGAAGCUAAAUUUCUUUUUCCUAAUCCUCCCAAAGGCAUUUAUAGUUAACGCUCCACUUUGUCGUGUAUUUAUAUUGAAAGGGCAAGUACAUGUUAUUGAAAUUAAGAGUGCCUCUUUGGCCAAAUGGGUGUGAACCUCUGAUUGCCUUGUAAAGCACCUGAAGCAGGGGUGUUGAGCUUCUCUCCUUAUUUAAAAAAAGCCAAAACAACAACAACAAAAAAAGACAGAACCUGGAGAACAUCAAGAGACGCACCCUGUGCAUCAGUGCUACCAAAUUAAUGUUUUAUUUUUCACCUAUUUCUUUUUUUGUUUUGUCACCAUCACGUCAUUGCUCUUCGUUCAUGUAAAAAAAACAAUUACUUGGACAAAAUAUGUGAAUAAAAUUACUGGUACAGUUCCAGAUGACUGUAAAUUGUCGAUUUACUUUUGGACUUGUCGGAGCUAUUUUGAGCAGAGGUGAUAUUUGGGGGCGGGGGGGGGGGGUAGUUUAUGGUGAUGGUCUUAUUUUUGAUUUGUCUCUCUUCAUUUGUUGCAUUCCUUUGAUCCCUUGUAAUUCCACAUUGUUUUACUUGAAAAAUUAAGACAAUUACAGUUGAAUAAAAAGACCAAAAAUUAGUUGCCAUUUUUCAUUGUGUUGAAGAUUUUGUUUAAUUGUGGGUGAAAUACAGGCUCGUGUCAUCUUAGUAGGUAAAAAACAAAACAACUGAUACUGAAACUCACAAAACACUUUUCAAUUGUCUGUAACAGCUUCUGUGUGACUUUAACACUUUAUCAUACAAGACACAAACAGAAAACAGAACAUGGCAGAAUUUUAUUUAAAAACAAAUCUAUAUUAAAAUAAAUGUGAUGCAAAAUUCAACAGCUGUAAUAUUACACAGUAGUAAAGUCGCCGCCCCGUCCGUCAACCUUCUUCUUCUGCUGCCAAAGGAGACUCAAGUAUGGAAGCCCAUUUAUGCCAGAAAAGAAAA
This is a messenger RNA of Epinephelus moara (kelp grouper), 4749 nucleotides long. RefSeq names its product mucin-5AC-like. The record is from RefSeq and is a predicted model, not a curated record. The transcript has a single exon. The annotation marks the transcript as partial. NCBI's taxonomy places the organism in Eukaryota, Metazoa, Chordata, Actinopteri, Perciformes, Serranidae.